AUGGAGCUGUCGGACAACAUGGAGGCGGACGCAACCGCACCACCCAACAAGCCUCCAGAAGAGUAUCUCAAGAGUAUUCUGCCAAGCAAUACCCAACAAGCUCUACGAGACACCAGUACCCCUCUAUACAGAGCUUUUGAGUGGGCAGCCAUGGAUCCCAAUCUAUUCAGUUAUCCGCCAUGGCGAGUUCUACAGCGCAUGGCAUUGGCUGUGUUCUAUUUUUCCACGGGAGGACCAGGCUGGACAAAGAGCACGAACUGGCUCAACUAUUCUCAUCAUGAGUGCACUUGGUACAGUUCUGAGGUUCCGCCUGGUGUGCGGGGAAUCAUAUUGGAGUACUCUGAUUUUGUGUCUGCCUUUUGGGAUGAACCAGCCUGUACAAACAAUAACGACAGCAAUGCUUUUACAAAGCUGCAAAUGUCGGUGAACAAUAUGAGAGGAACCAUCCCAGAAGAAGUUUGCUGGAUAUCGUCGUUGCAAGCGAUCGUGUUGACAGCCGAGCCUCAACUAGGCGGGACACUCCCGUCGUGCUUUCACAAAGUACCAGACCUCAAGUUGCUGGCCAUUAUCACAGCUGACAUCACAGGCAGCAUUCCAACCGAAAUCGGGCUUUGUACAAACCUUGAUGGCAUUGGGUUAGCAGUCAAUAGAUUGAAAGGAAGAGUGCCCUCUGAACUGGGUCUAUUGACAAACCUGAAAGAGCUCUUCUUGAAUGAUAACGAACUGACUGGAACGAUACCACCUUCAGUCCAAAACCUUGUAGGGUUGAAUGGCCUUGCCGUGAGUAGGAACCACCUCGUUGGAGCUUUUCCUUCGGAAGUGUUUCAGUUGCAGAAACUGGAUCGGUUGUAUCUUGGAAUCAAUGAAUUCACGGGUACGCUGUCCUCUGAGUUGGGACUCCUCACAGACUUGGAAGUUUUGUUCUUGGAAGACAACCCGUUUCUUACGGGAAGGGUUCCAUCCGAAGUGGGGCGGCUAGCCAAGUUGAAGCGCUUCGAUGUUGGAUCCAAUUCGUUUUCGGGGACUUUGCCGAUUGAAAUAUUCAGCAUGUCGAGCCUUGUCGAACUCAAGCUUCGGAACAACAGCCUCUCUGGGGUUAUCCUGUUCGGAUUCGGGCAACUUGACAAUUUGGUUGUGAUGGACCUUGCCAACAACAAGUUCAACAGUUUCAUCUCUGGGGAUAUCGGCGCACUCAGCAGCUUGCGAAUAUUGGAUGUUUCCCACAACGUCAUGUCUUGGUCAAUACCAAGUGAGCUUGGUUUGCUUAACCUUACUUCGUUGGCAGCUUCCGACAAUUUCUUUGCCGGACAAAUUCCGUCAGAACUUGGCGAAUGCAGCUACCUACAACAGUUGAAUCUUGCGCACAGUGGUCUGUCUGGGAAUGUGCCCUCGGAGCUCACUAGUCUUCAACCAACGCUGCACACUGUUGCUCUGGAAGGCAAUCCUAGGUUAUAUGGCACAAUCCCCUCAAGUAUUUGCAAUAUCAGUGGCACCUGCAUUGGAGAUUACUUUUAUGAAUGCCAAGGUCCCUAUGGCUUGUCUUUUGAUUGCACCGGCGUGCUGUGUGGCUGUGGUUGCUCCUGUUGGGCCAAAUAG
Molecule: messenger RNA, 1596 nt
Organism: Seminavis robusta
Lineage: Eukaryota; Bacillariophyta; Bacillariophyceae; Naviculales; Naviculaceae
Source: the annotation of a GenBank genome assembly